CGGGCGGCGCUGAGGGGAAGAGGGGGCCGGAGCCGCCGUUGCGCAGCUCGGGAGGGAAGCGGAGCCCGUGACCUUCCGCUGCUGCCGCCGCCUGGGCCUGAGGGAGCCGGGCCCGGCCCGGAAGCUGCCUGGAGCCGCCGCCAUGAACAACGUGGGAGGCGCCGACGAGAUCGGAAAGUUGUUUGUGGGUGGCCUAGACUGGAGUACAACACAAGAAACUCUCCGUAGCUACUUUUCCCAGUAUGGAGAAGUUGUAGACUGCGUAAUAAUGAAAGAUAAAACAACAAACCAAUCUCGAGGGUUUGGAUUUGUCAAAUUUAAAGAUCCCAACUGUGUGGGAACAGUACUGGCUAGCAGACCACAUACAUUGGAUGGUCGAAAUAUUGAUCCAAAGCCAUGUACGCCUCGGGGAAUGCAACCAGAAAGAACACGGCCAAAGGAGGGAUGGCAGAAAGGACCCAGAAGUGAUAACAGUAAAUCAAAUAAAAUUUUUGUUGGUGGGAUCCCCCACAACUGUGGCGAGACUGAGCUCAGGGAAUACUUCAAGAAAUUCGGAGUGGUCACUGAAGUUGUAAUGAUCUAUGAUGCGGAGAAACAGAGGCCCCGAGGUUUUGGAUUUAUUACUUUCGAGGACGAACAAUCAGUGGACCAGGCUGUCAACAUGCAUUUUCACGACAUCAUGGGCAAAAAAGUGGAGGUAAAACGUGCAGAACCUCGUGAUAGCAAAAGCCAAACUCCAGGGCCACCGGGUGCCAGCCAGUGGGGAAGCCGGAUCAUGCCAAGUGCUGCCAAUGGCUGGGCAGGUCAGCCCCCUCCUACCUGGCAACAAGGAUACAGCCCUCAAGGAAUGUGGGUACCAGCUGGACAGGCAAUUGGUGGGUAUGGACCGCCUCCUCCAGGAAGAGGAGCCCCGCCUCCUCCACCACCUUUUACCUCAUAUAUAGUUUCUACGCCUCCUGGAGGAUUCCCACCUCCACAAGGGUUCCCACAGGGCUAUGGCACCCCUCCACCAUUUAGUUUUGGAUAUGGUGCUCCACCUCCUCCACCUGACCAGUUUGCCCCUCCUGGAGUACCCCCUCCACCUGCCACUCCUGGGGCAACACCACUAGCUUUCCCACCGCCACCACCACCAUCUCAGGCAACUCAGGACAUGAGCAAACCCCCAACUGCUCAGCCAGAAUUCCCUUAUAGCCAGUUUGGUUAUGGACAAGACUUGAGUGGUUUUGGACAAGGUUUCUCCGACCCUAGCCAGCAGCCCCCCUCCUAUGGAGGCCCCUCGGUGCCACCAUCAAGUGGCCCACCUGCAGGAGGAAGUGGUUUUGGACGAGGACAGAACCAUAAUGUGCAAGGAUUUCACCCCUACAGACGCUAGCACAUGCUGGCAAUCAGGGAAUCCUGUCCACAGUGGGAUAUCUGGUAGCAGCUGAAGCCGGGAAUCCCAGACUUCUGAACUUGUGACAAUCACAUACUUGAUGGAAGAAAAAUCUAACAACAUUGGGGGAGGGGAAUGGGAGAGGGGAUGGCUUUUGAAGGCAACGCUGUGGGUGUUUGGACUGCAGGUUUUAAAUAUAUUCCUUUCUCUAACCCAUCAGCACAAAUAAAGAAAAUGUCACUGGUUCAAACUACAGGGUUUUAAAAAUGUCUUCAGCUUUAAUUCAAAACUUCAGGUUUCUUUUUUUGAAAUUAUUUUUCCUGAGCCUUUGUUUUACCGUAUAUUGUAAACUUUUAUGUUUAAAGAAAAAUAUAUACAUUUACAGAUUGUGAAAUUUUUAAGAGAAAUUUUCUACUAUGUAUGCUGGCUUAUUUUUUAAUUUAAAACAGGGUUUCCGUUAGCAAUGUUGGAAGUGAUGGUCAGUUUCAACCCCUUUACUUCAAACAUAGUGGUGGGGCAGUUGGUCCAGAAACUCUGGGAGUUAGAAGAAGAAAUCUACUGAGUGUAUUUUGCUUUUGUUACCUGACAGUAUAGAACUGGUAACAAUGCAGGUGCAGACUUGUUGAUGCACAGAGUCACUUAUGAAGUACAGCAUUUAAAUCUGUGCUUCAAACUCUUUAAAAUCCUCUGUGGAUUUCAUUAGGGGUUAACGGAGGCCUUGUUAAGAUGUAGAUUUCCCUCAGGCAAAAGGUUUAGGUGCAUUUUGCACUAACCAGUGAUUACCCCUGGUUUGAAUAAAGAGAAGUACAUUUGGAUUAGAAACAUAA
This is a messenger RNA of Caretta caretta (loggerhead turtle), 2199 nucleotides long. RefSeq names its product DAZ associated protein 1 (gene DAZAP1). The record is from RefSeq and is a predicted model, not a curated record. Gene Ontology annotation, molecular function: mRNA binding. Lineage: Eukaryota; Metazoa; Chordata; Testudines; Cheloniidae. Gene Ontology annotation, biological process: regulation of translation. Gene Ontology annotation, cellular component: cytoplasm.